Messenger RNA from Gigantopelta aegis, 1336 nucleotides. RefSeq lists its product as uncharacterized. The transcript is spliced from 2 exons. The record is from RefSeq and is a predicted model, not a curated record. Lineage: Eukaryota; Metazoa; Mollusca; Gastropoda; Neomphalida; Peltospiridae. Gene Ontology annotation, biological process: regulation of transcription by RNA polymerase II. Bases 298 to 648 code for a protein of 116 amino acids. Gene Ontology annotation, cellular component: transcription regulator complex; nucleus.
UUUUAUUAUAUAACAUUUAGUGAAAUCUCUUAAAAUAUCAGUGAAAUAAAAGUGUUAUCAGUCACUCAGUGACGAUAACACAUUUUAGAGUGAAAAUUUCACUAUUUCACUCUAAAAUGUGUUACUAAGCACGGCACGGCACGGACGUCCACCGAACGGAAAAUUUCAGUUCGUGCAUGCACUACUUUUUCCGUCCGUGCGUGUCAAGGGACGUCAUUAUUUAGUUUUAAUAUCGUUACCAUUGUACCGCGACUUCCAAUUUUGUUUUGUUUUCAUUCUGUUAUCUUGCACAGAUAGAUGGAUGACGAAACAUUGAUCGCCGCUGUAAGGUCUCGGCCUUGCAUAUAUGAGAAAUCAGAUAAAAAUCAUUGUAAUCGGGACGUAAUCGCAGCUGCAUGGGAAGAUGUGGCAAAAGAAGUUGGAACAUGUGUGACGGCGACGGAAUGCAAGAGCAGAUGGGAUUCCAUUCGAGAUUACUUUCUCAAGAAGUAUCGAGAAUACAGAAGCUCCACAUCUGGUCAAGCUGCAAGCAAGAAAAAAAAUAUGGCACCUCUACGACUUUUUAACGUUUUUGAUACCAUCUUGCUCCACAGGACCAACCAGUGGCAAUCUUCAAGAAAACGAAGACGACACCGCAACAUCGGGUGACGAAGAACAGUCUCAGAACAGCCCACUCUCUAUGCAAUCAGAAGAUAAUUCUCUAGCAGGACAGUUCAAGAAGCCACAAAGGCGUCUUAAGAGAAAUGCUCAAAGUGCUGGUAUGUCUGCAAUCGAUAUGGAAGUCCUGAAGGCCCUUAAGGAACCAGAGCCACAGCAACAAAUCGACGACAAUGAAAUGUUUUUCAAAAGUCUUUUGCCCUCUCUCAAACACCUAGAUGAAGUGCAAACCAUGGAAUUUCGUAUGGAAGUACAACGGCUCGUACUGACAUACUUAAGAUCAGCACGUUCAAACAAAACUGCUGUUGAAACCUCCGCAGUGGGUGUCGUAAGUCCUCCGCAAGCAACUGGUUCUACUACCAUUUACCAGCGCACCGAAGACGCCCGCAAUUAUUACCAUGAGGACCAAUACUACUGUCAGAAUACAUAUACACACUAAUUUUGACAUUUGACACCACUUUUGUUUACAUAUUUCACCAAAAAAGGACAUAAUAAUGUCACAAUGAUAAUGUUUAUUUCAGUCAUUUGUUUCUGUAUUCCAGUCAUUUGUUUUUGUAUUUCAGUCAUUUGUUUUUGUAUUUCAGUUGAAAGUACAGAAGAAGAACCAGGAUUUUAUGAGAAACUUUUGACCAACUUUGUGAACAGACUACAGGUUUAUUAAAAAGGAUAUUAAUGCAUA